AUGUAUAAAGAUGAAAUUGUUGCUGAUCAGCAUUUAAUUCUAGAAGACAUAAUCAAUGAAUAAUAACCUUAGAAAUUUCAUGAAUAUGAAUAAUUCAAUGACAUUGAAGAAUUAUUAAUAGGAAGACCAAGUCUUGUAAAGGAUUAAUAGAUAUAACCAAAAAUUUCAAUUUAACCCGAAAUAUAGGUUGAAAAUUAGUAUACUAAUGAUGAGAUUGAUAAACUAUUACAUUAAUUCAUAUUAGGAGAAUAUCCUACUAGUAAUAGAGAAAGUAUUAAGUAAACUGAGCAGAUUAAACAUAUUCCAUACAUCUUAGAUUACGUGGAUUAAUUAGAAAAAGAACCUUAUUUAGUGACUUAAAAAGAAAUUGAGGAUUCUGAUUUAAUGCAACAUUAUGAGAGUUAAAAACAAGCUAAUAAUACAUUUUAAGAAGUUAAAAUGGAUCGUAAACUAAAAGAUCUUUAUUCUUCAAUAUUUUAAAAUGACUUUAGAAUUAAAUGCAUUACAUGUUUUGGUACAACAAUUGCAAUAGGAACAACAAAAGGGUUUAUUUAUUUAAUUAGUGAUAAAAUAGUAAAAUUAGAAUCAGAUCCUAGUAUUACUAUAUGCCCUAUCAUAUGUUUAAGAUUCAAUGAGGAUGGACAAUUUUUGAUUGCUAUCUCUUAAUAGUAAAUUCUAUUAUACAAUAAGAAUAAAUUUUGUAAAGCUUUUUAAAAAAUGACUGAAGGUAUACCUAUUACUAUGAAUAUGUUAAUUGGAAAUAAAGAUUUUGUAUGUUAAUUCUUAGUUUGUGAUUCACUUGGUAAAGUUAAUUUAAUGAAAAUAAGAAAGAAUUUGUUUGCUUAUGGAAUAGAAAAGAAUCCACUUCUAAAUGAUACUACUUUUGGAAUUUGUCAUUGUUGUGAAUCUAUGAGAAAUAAAGAUGUAUAAAUUGUUGUAUUUGUAUAUAAAAAUACGGUUUUAAUUGCCAUUGUUGAACCUAAAAUAUUUUUAGUUUUUAAAAAAUCUUAUGAAGUUAAAAAACGUUAACUUUUAUGUGCAAAAUGGUAAAUUGAAAGUGAAUAACCUAUAUUAGCUGUUAGCAAUGGUAAAGACAUUGAAAUCUUAAAAAUGAAUUACGAAAAUAAGGAUGGAAGAUUUAUUACUAAUUUUGAAUUACUUUAUACAUAUACUUUAAAUGAUGAUAUUUAAUUUUUAGCUUGGAUGAGUGAUAAUAUUUUAAUAUUAAAAAAUGAUCGUAAGAAGUAUUCUUUAGUAGCUAUUUCAGAGAUUGCUGAUAACAAUGUUUUAGUUGUUUAAUCAUAAUUAUAAUAUGAUGUUGCUGAUUAAUAAAUAGGUGAUGAUAAAAUUUAAUCAUUUUAAAAUACAAUUUGUUAAAAUCAUAAUCAAUUAUAUUAUAUUUAAAUUGAAGAGAAUGGGCAUUAAUAAUAAAAUAUUAUACAUUAUUAAUUAAUAACCUGGUAAGAUUAUAUUGAAUAAUUGAUAUCUAAUCUUAUGUGGACAGAAUGUAUGGGUUUAUGUUUAUAUUUAUAUUUGGGAAAAUAAUUAAAAUUUGCUGGGUUACCAAGAAAUGGUAGAUAAGAAUUCUUAAGACCUUAUUUUAAUGAAAGACUUAAAUAAUUUGUUGAAAUUAGUAUUUCUCAUAAAACUAUCGGUGAUCUUAUUCCAACAGUCAUUGAAUUUAUGGUUACAAUUGAAUCAUACUAAUAUUUAUUUAGAGAAAUUAAAUCUAUUCUUAAAAACAAUAAUUUAGAAUUGUAGUUCUAUAAUUGUUUAGAACCAUUUAUAUUAAAGAAUACUAUUAAAUUUAUUCCUGAUGAUACUUUGAAAGAUAUUAUGAUAUAUUUAAUCAACUAAAAGAGCAAAUUAAAUAUUUUGAAAUAGUUAAUUAUUAAUUUAGAUAUAAAAUUGUUGGAUCCAAUCAUAGUCUAAUAAUUAUGUAUAGAAAAUAAUCUAUUUACACUUUUAAUUUACAUAUCUCCAAGGGUUGAUGAAGAUUAUAAAACCCCUCUAUUCAAAAUGUAUGCAGUAUUUAGAUAAUUGGUUAAAGGAGAUUAAUCAUCUUUAGAGAAGUAUUUCAAAUCAAUUUAAAUGGAAAUGACUAACAAUAAAUAGAUGAUAGAUAAAGAGAUCUAAUUGUUAGGUUAUAAAUGUUUAUGGAAUCUUCAUAUGUUAUUGAUUGGAGAAUUAUUUCCAUAAUAAAAAAUUCCAGAGGAACAAUGGGCUUCUAUUUUAGCUGAAAUCCUAUCAUGGUUACUACAAUAUGAUACUCUAGAAGAAUUUCUUAAAAUUGAUGCUCCUAUUUUUUUAAAUGAACUAUUAAUCAUAUUUACAGAGAAGGAUAAAUAUGAAUAACUUUAAUAACUUAAAAUUACUAUUGCAGGAGAUUAAUUAUAAGUGGAUGAUCUAACUUUAUCCGAAAUUAUUGUUCUAUUGUUAGAAGCAUCAUCAAAGAUAUUAAACAUUGAAAAUUAAAUAAGCACAUUUGUUUAUGAAAUAAUGAAAUUAGGAUAUAAGAUUAAAUAUGAACACUUUUUAAAUGUUCUUAAAUUCCACUUUAAGGAUCCUUAUGUAACUUUAUAAACAUUAGUUGAAAAAAGUAAUCUAAGAUUUCAAAAUCUUGAGUAUUUAAAGCAAUAGGAUAUUAAUAGAAAUAUUAGAGAUUCUGUUUUUAUUGACUAUAUAAAUCAGUUUAAAUAGAGAUUAAUAAAUGAUUAAGAAACAAUUUCUAUAUUAAUACAGGAAUCCUCUUGUUCUGAAGUUUAAUCAAUUAGAGUAAAAUCCUAAUUAUAUUUUAUAAAAGAUUAAUGGCAAUUUUGUUUAUAAGGUUUGUUGACUUCAAAUUCUGAAGAAGACAAAGUAAGUGUAUAUAUAAUUUAUAUAGAUAUUCAUAUUUGAUUAUAUUGAGUAGAUGAUAAAUUUAAAUUAGUAUUGUAAAGUUAGAAAUGAAAUUUUAUAAUAUGUAUUGAGCAUAGUUCCAUAAUUGGUAAGAGUAAAUGAUGAUUAUGUUAUAGGUAAGUAUUUGUGCAGAGAAAUUACGAAAGAUACUUUAAUAUUAUAAUGAAGAGGAUUAUAAGAUAGCCAUAGAAAUGUUGGAUAGUCAUCCAGAUUUAAAAUUGAAAUUACUUUCAGAGAUUAUUUAAGAGAAAAGAAAUAAUAAGUUAUUAGUUGAAGAUAAAUUAAUGAUUUCCUUUUUUAAAUUAAUAUGUUAAUAUCAUCAAAAAGAUGCAUAUGAAUAAUUAUAACACGGAGAUUUCCCUUAAGAUGAAUGUUUAAAGCUAUGUUAGGAAUACAAAAUAAUGAAAGGGGUAGCAUUUUUAAAGGAAAGAAGUGGACGUUAUAUGGAAGCUUUGAAUUUGUAUUUUGAUGUAAUUUAUAUAUACUAAUUAUUGAUUAGAUUAUAAGUACUGAAUUAAAGAAGAUGUAAGUAAUUGAAUAUGAUUAACAAAGUUAAAUAGAGUAGAUUUAAAUUUUAAUUUUACCAUGCUUAAAAAUCUGUAGAGAUAAUAAUUCAAAUGAAGAAGACAGUACUAAUUAUUGGUUUACUCUUGUUAUUCGAAUGGUUUAAUUAAGGGAAGAAUUUAAAUAUAAUAAGGAUAUCUUUAAAUCCUUGAAUAAUGUAUAUUAAGUGAUGCUGGAAGAAUUGUUAGAAAGAGUUCAUCUUUACUAAAUAAUUAUAAAUAUAAAAAUAUUAUUUGGAUCUUUUACUCAUUUAGAAGAGUUGAGAAGAUCAUUUAGUAAAUUAUUGUCUUCUUGUUCUUUUGAACUCUAUAAUUAAUAGUAAUUAAUAAAAGUACUAUAAAUGGAUUAUAUGAAAAAUUUAAUGAGUUUAUAUAAUUUACAAUAGAUUGGUGUUAAUUUCAAUCCAUAAUGUUAAACUUGCUUUGAAAUUAGAAAUUAAUAAAUAUUGGCUUUUAUGGGAUGUAGUCAUCUUUAUCAUCUUGGCUGUGCCCCAAAAAUUCAAAAUAUGAUUGUUUGUGAAUAAUGUUUAAAUCAGAAUUCAUAUAAAUGUAUAUAUAUUAAAUAGAAUAGUGAGAAUACAACUAGAUUCAGUAGUUUAUAAAAAUGGAAGAUAAAUCCCUACUAUAAAGAUGAAAGCUUAAGAUUAGACUGAGGAUGACGAAAUGACAAAGGAUGAAAUUAGAAUGAAUAGAAUAAAUAAAUGGAAAAGAUAUGACAUUGAAAAUGAAAUUAGUGAAUAAUAAUAUUACUGA
Paramecium sonneborni is the source of this 4214-nucleotide messenger RNA. The record is from the annotation of a GenBank genome assembly. NCBI's taxonomy places the organism in Eukaryota, Ciliophora, Oligohymenophorea, Peniculida, Parameciidae.